AUGGCCAAGCGACUAAGGAGUCUGGCAGACAACGAGAUCGCCCGUGCACUUGAGGAUGAUACUACAAGUGAAGAUGGUCUCGACUUUGACGACGACAGUUUGGCUGACCCUGAUUUCGACCCAGAUUUUGGCGAGUUGAAUGAAGGGUCUUUGGGAGAUGGAAUUGACAUAGAUGAUUUGGUAGACUACUUGAGCGAUGACGAUCGUAAUUUCAAUCCUGAGGAAGAAGUAGAACCGAUGAUUAGCAGCUUAGACACUCCAAAUACCUCAGGACCUUCUAUGAAACGUCGAAAGCCUGAAAAGCUAACACUACUCUGGAAGAAAAAGAAUCUAGAGCUAAAUGAGCAACAGCUGGCUUUCACUGGUAACGAGUCAUUGCGUUCUGAUAUCUUGGAUCUCGAGGCUCCUAUAGACUAUUUCUUGUAUCUAUUUCCACCUGAACUAAUAAGGAAAAUUUCUGAAGAGACAAACCUUUAUUUGAUACAGAAAAAUGCGAACAAUACUUUUCAUGUAUCUGAGAUAGAAAUACGACAAUUUAUAGGUGUCGUUUAUCUCAUGUCACUAAUUCAGCUACCUCGGGUGACUAACCAUUGGGGCUCCAUCCUGGGUACAAACGUAAUUCAAGACACUAUGCCUUCUAGUAAAUUUGAAAAGAUUAGGCAGCAUCUUCAUUUCAACGACAACUCAAAGUGUCUCCCAAGGAGCCAUCCUGACGCCGAUAGAAUCUUCAAAAUUCGUCCAGUCGUUGAUGCCUUGAACAAGGCAUACGCCAAAGUUCCGCUAGAAAUACGUGUUUGUGUAGAUGAGCAAAUAUGCUCUACAAAAGCGCGAAAUAUGCUAAAACGAUAUAACCCUAAGAAACCUCAUAAGUGGGGAUACAAAUUAUUUGUUUUGAGUGGUGUUUCCGGUUUCGCUUAUAAGACAGAGAUAGAAACAGGUAAAGAGAAUGUUGUCGGAGCCGACGAGCCAGAUUUAGGAGCAUCUUCAAACGUCGUAGUAAGAUUAUCGCGUAUGAUUCCACGACAACAAAACCACAGGAUCUAUUUCGAUAACUACUUUACAUCUUUGCCUUUGUUGGAAUAUUUAGCAAAAGAAGGUAUUCUUGCGUUAGGCACUAUUAGAAGAAAUAGAAUUCCUGACUGCAAACUGUCGACAGAGAAAGCCAUAGUAAAAAAAGAUCGAGGAUAUUCAGAAGAAUAUGUGUCUACUAUUAACGGUGUCGAUAUAUCAACAGUUGUUUGGAAGGAUAACAAACUUGUUACAUUGGCUUCCACGUUUGCUGGCCAAAAUCCUAUAUCCGAAGUCCGAAGAUACGACAAAAAGAACUCGAGGUAUAUAAAUAUCUCACGGCCGAAUGUUGUUGGCGAGUAUAACCGACAUAUGGGCGGUGUGGAUCUUAUCGACAGCAUUAUGGGCAUCUACAAGAUACGACGAGGAGUAAACGUUGGCAGAUGCGCCUGUUCUAUCACUACUUAG
Molecule: messenger RNA, 1476 nt
Organism: Bactrocera dorsalis (oriental fruit fly)
Lineage: Eukaryota; Metazoa; Arthropoda; Insecta; Diptera; Tephritidae
Product: piggyBac transposable element-derived protein 3-like
Exons: 1
Coding region: 1-1476 (491 amino acids)
Source: RefSeq, a predicted model, not a curated record